ACCUCACAAAACGCAGCAGGCAGUCAUCAAGCAAAAACCCUAUCGCGGAGAGGGAGAGAGAGACACACAUAUACAUACACACACACACACAGAGUCGGUGAAGAUGCAGAUCUUCGUGAAAACCCUAACUGGGAAGACCAUCACCCUCGAGGUCGAGUCCAGUGAUACCAUCGACAACGUCAAGGCCAAGAUCCAGGACAAGGAAGGUAUUCCACCUGACCAACAAAGGCUGAUCUUUGCCGGAAAACAGCUUGAGGAUGGCCGUACUCUCGCUGACUACAAUAUCCAGAAAGAAUCCACUCUUCAUUUGGUUCUGAGGCUCCGUGGUGGUAUUAUUGAGCCGUCUCUUAUGGCAUUGGCCAGGAAAUACAACCAGGACAAGACGAUCUGCCGCAAGUGCUAUGCUCGUCUUCACCCCCGUGCUGUCAACUGCAGAAAGAAGAAGUGUGGACAUAGCAACCAGCUGAGGCCAAAGAAGAAGAUCAAGUAGGGUGAUAAUUGUGAAGGAGGAGUCCUGUUUCUUAUUAGAGGAUGGUUUUUGUUUUGGUAUUAGAAUUCCAGGCAUUCAACGUCAAAAUGCUUUGAACUUUUACUCAAUUGCGGAUUACUUGUUUACUAUGUUACUCUGGGGAGCCUUAUUUUGAGUAAUGAUAUUGAUGGACCUUGUUCUUUUCA
Messenger RNA from Ziziphus jujuba (common jujube), 675 nucleotides. RefSeq names its product ubiquitin-ribosomal protein eL40 fusion protein. The coding region runs from base 104 to 490 and encodes 128 amino acids. Lineage: Eukaryota; Viridiplantae; Streptophyta; Magnoliopsida; Rosales; Rhamnaceae. Gene Ontology annotation, biological process: protein ubiquitination; modification-dependent protein catabolic process; translation. Gene Ontology annotation, cellular component: ribosome; cytoplasm; nucleus. The transcript has 5 exons. Gene Ontology annotation, molecular function: ubiquitin protein ligase binding; structural constituent of ribosome; protein tag activity. The record is from RefSeq and is a predicted model, not a curated record.